Hemisphaericaspora subhashii is the source of this 2919-nucleotide messenger RNA. The record is from the annotation of a RefSeq genome assembly. NCBI's taxonomy places the organism in Eukaryota, Fungi, Ascomycota, Pichiomycetes, Serinales, Debaryomycetaceae.
AUGCAAACCAAUCAACCCUUUCCUAUGAGACACUUUCACCCAUCCGAUAGACGGAGGUGUACAAGCUUCAGGGAGAUCGGAGUGCUUCCUUACACUGGCGAAUGGCUGACACAAGGAGGUCAGCUCAUCACCAGCUUAGAGGAGUACGACAGAUACACGUGUAAAGGACUCACUCAGGAACAUAAGAGAGCACUAGAGGACUGAGUGAGCUGUACAGAUGGCAACACUAGCUUGCGUGUACUACCAUACAAAAACUUAGAAUGUCACGUGUUCCAACGAGCUCCCAGUGAAGAGAACCCUGAGGGUACAGUUACAGUGUUUGAAUGCUGUACGAAUGCGUGAGACGACGAGUACACGCGAGUUACCCAGUACACCCAGCCUGCCAACCCAGGUGCCCAGUUCUUCCGGAGAUCCCUUAGUGUCUCUCACGAUGUCUUCAUCGAGAAUGGCAAGCCCCUAUACUCUUGUCGUACUGAGACCCUCUGAGAACUAAGCCACUGAUCCACGUUAUCUUUCACUCACUCCUCCAACAAGGGGCGCAGAUGACCUAAGAACAUACCAGGUCGAGUAGGAAGCAUCUAUGUGGAUACAAUGGACCUGACGAGGGGACAGACAGCAAGUAAGGACCUUAACAAGAUCAUCAGCGGAGUGUCGAUAGUACUCUCGAAGAGCCACCUCGAGACCAAGUACAGUACCUUAUCUCCGAUGACACCCAAGACUGACAAGACACUCUCAUACAGGGGGAACCAAGAGACCAAGCUAGAAGGGGAAGUCCUCUGCUCACGUCAGCAUAAGCCAACCGGGACACCCGUAGUACCUAACAGAUGCUAUGAUCCUAUACUGAGAGAGUCUCCUUGCACUUGAACAGCAUCAGUCUACACUCAGUUCAAGAGCUUAGGGUGCCUGUUUGGUCUCAUGAAGCACCUUAACGCUAAGGUCAAGAACUACAUGUCUCAACAUAAGACUGACUUCGAGUCAGUCCCUCCUCACCUCAAGGAGGACCUCAAGAACCUGGUUAAAGACAUCUCGGCCGACGUGCUGUACGAUGCCCUCCAACAGAUGUGACAUGGCAAGGCGAGAAGACAUGUCACACUCUACUGCCCCAACUUCCAGGAGAUAGCUCCGCUACUCCUCAUAGCUCUCAACAGGAUAGAGAGUUCGCCAGACUACGAUACAAAGGAUGUACGUCAGAUUCUAGGCGAGAUCUCUGUUCUUAGGUGCGAUGACGAGAUCCACUCCAUCAGCCUGAUAAGCAAGCUGAGCACCAUCGUCAUCAUAGGCUUUGAUACCAUGAUGAACAAGACAGUUGACGAUCUCUUCCCUAUGAUCCCUCCUCAAGUGAGAGACAGUGAGUCGUAUAGACCCGUCAACAUGCCAACUUACAAUGAGCUAGUGCCUGAAGGUAUGACAGAUCUAAGCUCUUGAAAGACUCCCACGCUGAAGGACUUCAAGCUGGAGUACUACACCUCCAAGCUCCCCAUGUCUUCUAACGAUAGAGCCAUCUUAGCAUACCACACCUAUCUGAUGAGAGAGAGUUCACGCCUCUAUCUCACGAUCCAGCACCUUACUCUGCUCAUCAAAGAGCAGACAGGUCUCUGACUCUCAGACUACGAUACCGCGGCAGCAUUGAGCGUCACGGAUCUUGUGAAGAACAACGACGUGAGCCUCCUGGGCCAGAUCGACACUUCUGAGAUCCUUCACCCUUACCUCUACGCGUCUAUACAGGAACCGUUGAGCUUCGUGUUACGUCCUCACUCCCCUAAAGGAGAACGAGUCUAUGUAUACCGAAGAGAUUGACCAACCCUCUCCAUGGCCACGUCCUGUCCACUGCCUGGUAGAACGGUAACGGAGACCGUCUACACAGAAGCACUAAGACUUACGGACCAAACCGUCACUGAGCUGGGACUAGGUCUAUACCUCGCUAAGGUAACAUGCUCAUCCGACACGCCGCAUCCUCUCGUAGGGGUACUCCCCAUAUCAACCGACAUAGGUUACGUCUACCCAAGCGCCUCAUGCGAGAACGGUACAAGAAGCUUCGAAGGUGUCUGAACCUCCAUGGAGCUAGAGCUUGCCUACCAAUGCGGCUAUCAAGUCCAGAUCAUUAGUGGACAUACAUUCUCUCCCAUCUCCCCCUCCGUUACCAACCAUCCCUUACGAGAGCACAUCACUAAGCUCGUAGAAGCAUACAAGAUGUCCUCCGAUAGCUUAGAAGCAAGCUUGAGCCAGUGAAGGCUCAACAACAUGCUAAAGGGACUAGGUGCCUGACUCGUCAAGACACGAUGAUUGUGAGACUCGGACCUCUACAGAAGGUUACGUCUCGAGUCUAGAACGGCUUCACAAGACUUUAACCCUAUAGGCGAUACAGGAGGCUUCACGCGAGAAGGUGGUUCUUCAAGGAAUCCCCUCUACUCUUACACCAAUGGAGCGUUGCCUGUCUUCAUGACAGCCUACGCCCGGGUACAGCUUAUCGAGAUCAUCCAAAGACUAGAGAGCCACGGCAUCAAGGUGUACUUCACUGACACUGACACUCUUGUCACCUCAGCACCACUGCCGAAUGACCUCGUGUCCGAGGAGCUCGGGAAGUUCCGACUCGAACUGGAGGCUGAAGGAGGAGCGGCCUUCAUCUCGCCUCAAGACUACGUCAUUAGAGUAGAUGACACACAUGCCAAGAUGGUAUCCCCUUCCCUCUCUUCGAGGUAUCCGGAGACCAACACCAUAGAGCCUAGUGAUGUCCUCAUGCCAGAUGACCAAGACCUCAUAGAGAAGAUGAUGAAGAUUGCCGUUGACCCACAAGAAUCUAAGUACCACGCUUUCAUUACCGGGAGUACGUCCGACAGCCUAGUCUAUCGUCCUCUCACACUGGAAGAGUUAGAGAGAGCAGGUAUGAAGAAGACAAGCUUCGACGAAGAAGCCUUGUAG